AAACCCAUUAUUUGUAGUCAUUGUAUGGUGUUGAUUGUAUUCUUAGCAGGCGUAAAGUUGACAUUUAAUGAAAUUUUAAUCUUAGUUACGAGCUGUUUUAGUUACUAAUUUUUUCAGUGGAUCAAAAUUCAACAAUGAAAUACAUGUACAAAGUGUAAUAUAAAGUAUAACCUGAUCUUCUGUGCUUAUUUUCUAACUACACUUGUUUGCGGGUGGUUCUUACUUUUUUGUACCUGGAGGAUAAGAGUAACCUCUUCGCUAGUUGCUGUUGCUGUUAUUGUCUACUUGAGUGUGUGACACUCUCUGCUCCACCAUGUUGAGUAGAAUUAUUAUAUCCUUAUGCAAUCAUAAUAUUGUCAUGUAAUAAUCAAUCAUUACAUUUAAAGAGUGAAUUUGUUGUUUUAUUGAUCAUUUUUGUUAUUAGUUAAAUUUAGAAAGUCCUAAAUGGGAAAAAAAUGAAUGGUGAACCGAGUGGCUCAAUUGUGCCUGCAACAUCUGCAGAUGCUUGCCAUUCCAUUGUUUUAAGUUUAAUGUGCCAUCGUCAAGGAGGUGAAACUGAGACAUUUGCUAAAAGGGCCAUUGAAUCAUUGGUUAAAAAGUUGAAAGAAAAAAGAGAAGAAUUGGACUCUCUUAUUACCGCAAUAACAACUAAUGGGUCUCAUCCAUCUAAAUGUGUAACCAUCCAGAGAACCUUAGACGGUAGGUUACAGGUUGCCGGUCGAAAAGGUUUUCCUCAUGUAACUUAUGCCAAAAUUUGGAGAUGGCCAGAUCUUCAUAAAAAUGAGUUGAAACACAUUAAAAGUUGUCAAUAUGCUUUUGACCUUAAACUUGAUUCCGUGUGUGUUAAUCCGUAUCACUAUGAGAGAGUUGUUUCACCAGGUAUUGAUUUAUCUAGCUUAACCUUGUCCAGUUCCUCUCAUGGCUCAACUGGUGACCAUGAUCAAUCAUCAGCACUUCACACCGGACCUACCAUAAAAACAGAAUAUGCUCCAACUUCCUCGGUUAACUUACCUUCACCAUCGUUCACCGAUUCUGGACCAUUUCCGCAAACCAAAGCUACUCCAUUAAAUGAUGAUAAUUCUAACUUUGUGACUUCGCCUCCUCAAUUUUGGUCACAUCCUUUGGCACCAUCUAAUUUACCAGGUUUACCAAGUUUACCAAAUUUACCAAAUCUACCAAAUUUACCUGACACAUCUUUGGGUAUGAUCGCACCUCUUUCCAAUCUGCCUCCACCAGAACAUUGGUGCUCAAUAGCUUACUUCGAGUUGGAUCAACAAGUUGGUGAGCCCUUCAAAGUGCCAUCAUCUUACAAUUAUGUUAAAAUUGAUGGCUACGUAGAUCCUUCUGGAAAUGAUAGAUUCUGUUUAGGAGCUUUGUCUAAUGUUCAUCGAACUGAAGCGAGUGAAAAAGCUCGACUUCAUAUUGGAAAAGGGGUUCAAUUGGAUCUCAGAGGGGAAGAUGAAGUUUGGAUAAGAUGUCUUUCAAAUAAUGCAGUUUUUGUUCAAAGCUAUUAUCUAGACAGAGAAAGUGGACGGUCUCCGGGAGACGCUGUACAUAAAAUUUAUCCUCAAGCCUAUAUUAAAGUCUUUGAUCUUAGGCAAUGUCAUAGACAAAUGCAACAACAAGCUGCUUCAGCACAAGCCGCUGCUGCAGCUCAAGUUGCUGCCGUUGCAGGUCAUAUACCUGGACCGGCAUCAUGUGGUGGUAUUGCUCCUGCAAUUAGUUUGUCAGCUGUCGCUGGAAUAGGUGUUGAUGAUUUGCGGAGACUAUGUAUUCUUAGGCUUUCUUUUGUUAAAGGUUGGGGACAAGAUUAUCCACGACACUCUAUCAAAGAAACACCCUGUUGGAUUGAGAUUCAUCUUCACCGGGCUUUGCAACUAUUGGAUGAAGUUUUGCAUACAAUUCCCAUCCAAGAUCCCAGAGUUCAAGGCACAGAUUAAUACUCUUUGCCUAUAAAUUUUCCUUUUUUUUCCUUUCAUCCGUCAUCCCUUCAUCAUUCAUCCUUUCAUCCAUCUCUUUCUCUUUUCACCCUUCUUAAUUACCUUCUUUUCAUCCUACCUAUGUUGUUGUUUUUUCCCUCAACUCUCUUAUUCAUUGCUCCCAAUUUUACCAGACUUUGCAUUUUCACGCUUUCAACUCUAGCAUCUUUCUCUUCAUCCUGCAUCAGUAUCUUUCAUUCUAUGAGUAUUGUUAGCUUGAAUAUGACUAAAGCGCCGGAUACAGAGAGAGACGCACAAGUUGUUUUUUCGUCAUAUUAAAAAAUAACAACCAAAACAUCAA
This is a messenger RNA of Tetranychus urticae (two-spotted spider mite), 2280 nucleotides long. RefSeq names its product Smad/Smad4 homolog Medea (gene Med). Gene Ontology annotation, molecular function: RNA polymerase II cis-regulatory region sequence-specific DNA binding; DNA-binding transcription factor activity, RNA polymerase II-specific; I-SMAD binding. Gene Ontology annotation, cellular component: heteromeric SMAD protein complex. NCBI's taxonomy places the organism in Eukaryota, Metazoa, Arthropoda, Arachnida, Trombidiformes, Tetranychidae. The record is from RefSeq and is a predicted model, not a curated record. Gene Ontology annotation, biological process: SMAD protein signal transduction; cell differentiation; BMP signaling pathway.